This is a messenger RNA of Aplysia californica (California sea hare), 764 nucleotides long. Its product is annotated as valine--tRNA ligase. Gene Ontology annotation, molecular function: valine-tRNA ligase activity; ATP binding; aminoacyl-tRNA deacylase activity. Gene Ontology annotation, biological process: valyl-tRNA aminoacylation. The record is from RefSeq and is a predicted model, not a curated record. Gene Ontology annotation, cellular component: cytosol. NCBI's taxonomy places the organism in Eukaryota, Metazoa, Mollusca, Gastropoda, Aplysiida, Aplysiidae.
AGGAGCGGCUCAUUGUCUCUACCACGCGACUGGAGACUUUACUGGCCGACACAGCAGUGGCCGUGAACCCCGACGACCCCCGCUACGGCCACCUGGUUGGGAGACGGGUGGCGCACCCCAUCAUCAAGGGCAGACAACUCCCCAUCAUCGCUGACUCGUUUGUCGACAAGUCGUUUGGUACCGGCGUGGUCAAAGUGAGCCCCGGCCACGACCCCACGGAUUAUGAAGUGGCGCGGCGGCACGGCCUGGAGGUCAGCGAGUGCCUGGAUGACUCGGGCUGUGUGACCUCCCAGGCGCCACUCGUGGCCGGUCAGAACCGAUUCCUGGCGCGCAGCGAGCUGAGGGAGGCUUUGUGUCUGCUGGGGCUCUACUGUGGUCAACGCGAUCACUCGACGGUCGUACCUGUGUGCAGCAACAUCCACCACAACAACUACCACUACCACGACAACCACUACAUCCAGAAGCACCACCACUACAUCCACGAACACCACGACAGCAUCACCACUACCACGACAACAACCACUACAUCCACGAACAUCACGACAACAUCACCACUACCACGACAACCACUACAUCCAGAAUCACCAGCUGUUUCUCCACCCCACACGUCCCAAGUCCCAGAGCUAUGUAAUUUGAUUGUGUUUUUGCCGCGCGGGCAGGCCACUGGGGCGGUGGUGUGUGCACAGUCAGAGGAGGCGGCACGGAGACAGCUGGCACUGGCCCGCCGAGUGACAGAAGGAGAAGUUGAGAUGACGCAAGUCUAG